CAACCAACUACUAUGUCAUCAGAUAGUGAUGUUUCUUUGUCUACUUAUGAUGAGUCCUCAGGAUCAAAACUUGCCCAAAAAGCUAAGGAGGCACCAUUUGUCCCAAUUGGAAUAGCAGGUUUUGCAGCUAUUGUUGCAUAUGGAUUAUACAAAUUGGAGAGCGGAGGGAUUACUAAAAUGUCUGUCCACCUGAUUCACAUGCGUUUGGGAGCUCAAGGCUUUGUAGUAGGAGCAAUGACUGUUGGUAUGUUGUAUUCCAUGUUUCAGGAAUACUGGGCCAAACCCAAACCUUAGGAAGAAAGAUGGUGUCUUCAUGCUGAUGAUGUUUUAUAGAGCUGGAUACCUCACAUUGAGGUUAUUUAUGUUAAAAAAUCAUUUAGGGGUAUGUGGUUCUAAAAAGCAGCACAUGUCAGACACAAUCAUGAUGUUUUAAAGAUUGGAUUUUUUUUUUCAUGGAGAUUUUACUGUUUCCCAAGUAAUGCAAAGCCUUCUAUCUAAGCGUUUAUUAGGAGAGCUAAGUUAGUUCAAAAUGAACUAGUCAUUGAAAUUUCUUUGGAUGAUAUGUUAUAUUCAGGUUCCCCAAGUCUUAAAAAAUUAAUGCUCCAAGUAGCUCCUAUUGCUUUAACAUGUGGCCUAUUUUGGGAUCUAAUAUGGGAACUUCUU
Messenger RNA from Monodelphis domestica (gray short-tailed opossum), 663 nucleotides. The record is from RefSeq and is a predicted model, not a curated record. NCBI's taxonomy places the organism in Eukaryota, Metazoa, Chordata, Mammalia, Didelphimorphia, Didelphidae.